Molecule: messenger RNA, 825 nt
Organism: Guillardia theta CCMP2712
Lineage: Eukaryota; Cryptophyceae; Pyrenomonadales; Geminigeraceae
Exons: 2
Cellular component (GO): cytoplasm; nucleus
Molecular function (GO): protein serine/threonine phosphatase activity
Source: RefSeq, a predicted model, not a curated record
GAAGUUCACAGGAUCACUGCUGGGGAACCGCGGAUCUUGGAAACCCGCUCUCCGGUCUAUGUCCUCGGAGACGUGCAUGGUAACUUGAACGAUCUGGAGUUCUUCAGGAAGUCCUUCUGGCCACUGGGACCGGAAGUGACGGCAGGAGACUUCUUGUUCCUCGGAGACUUCGUGGACCGCGGCAGAGACUCGAUUGCAGUUGUGUCCUACAUAAUGAGCAUGAAGGUCCUGCAUCCCAACAAGUGGUGGAUGAUCCGGGGGAACCACGAGACGCGCGAGGUCAAUGGCAACAUGGAGCACUACAUGGAGGGGAGCUUCCUUUCGCAAUGCAUCGCCCUCUUUGGAGACACGGACGGGUACGCAGUCUGGGAAGCAGUGAACAACUUCUUCGACACCCUCCCGCUGGCUGCGACCAUCGAUGAUACCAUCUUCUGUGUCCAUGGAGGGAUCCCACGAGAGCUCUGCCGGAGAGGCUCCAGCCUCGACCUCAUCCGCAACGUCGAGUGUCCUCUCCGAUCCGUGCAGACCAACGAGGUUGUCUACGAGAUGCUGUGGUCUGAUCCGUCCUUGCCCGAGCAGGAGCAGAACGACGAGCUGGACGACUCGGGCUUUGGAGUCAGCGCCAGGGGCUGCACCUGCUUCGGGGAAAAGUCGAUCGACCUCUUCCUCGACAUCCACCGGUUCAAGCACGUCUUCCGGGGCCACGAGGCGCAGCAGUCUGGGGUAGGAGUGAGCAAGAGCGCCCGGCUUACCACCAUCUUUUCCACCUCCAAGGAUCACUUCUCCGCUGACGUGACGGCGACCUGCGGCUGUGUGCUGGUGGAU